AUGACACGAAAAAGUUCGUCGGUAGCAUCAUCACCGUCGAAUUCAUUUGAUAAUGCAAGUACAACAAGUCGAUUUGUAUGUUCAAUGUGUUCAAAAGUAUAUCGAUCAGGUGCUGGAUUACGUUAUCAUAAACGAAAACGACAUCGUGGCAUGGUCGAACCAACAGCACUUCAUCGAGUCAAAUGUCAAGAAUUUGGUUGUACAUAUCAGAUGUUAGCUAUUUCUGAUCUUCGAAAUCAUCUUUCUAAUCAUCAUCAAAAACCUGAAUAUAAAUGUACAGAAGAAAAAAAAUUCACAAGUCUUGCAGAUUUUACUGAUUGGAAAUCUUCAUUUGAAAGUAGUACCGGUUCAAAAUAUGUGAAAAAUUGUGGUGCCAAAGGAAAAUCUGACAAUCAAACAACAGAAUAUUACUAUUGUAAUCGAACAGGACCGUUUGGCCAAGGUCUACGUCGUAAUAAAGUUCAAGGAUCAUUACGUGGUGGUAUUCAUUGUACAUCAUCAAUGAAAGUUGAAAUACAAAAUGAUGAACAUAUUACUGUUCAAUAUUAUCCAGCACAUUAUGGACAUUCAAAUUUACCAGCAACAGAUGAUCCACAUUUAUCUGAAAAUAGUAUGAAUAUAACCGGUGUUAAUGUACAUCAUCAUCAACAACAACAAUCGCAACAACUACAACAGCAGCAACAACAACAGCAGCAACAACACCAUCAACAUCAACAACAACAACAACAACAGCUGGAUAAUUCUCAUAAUGGUGGUGAUCGUUCGUCUUCAUCAUCGCCUGGUUCAUUAUCAACAAGUCCAUCUGGUGGUUCGAAUUCGAAUUCCAAUCAUCCACCAGUAAUGACUGAAAGACAAUCAAUUACAACAACAAAUUCUUUUCCAAAAAAUCCUAAUAAUAAUAAUAAUCAUAAUCAUAAUCAUUCUCUACAAAAUCAAAUGUCUCAUUGUAUUAUAAUAUCACCAUCGUUUAUGGUUGAAGAAAAUUCUUCAAUACAUUCAAAUAAUCAUCAUCAUACACCUGUAUUUGUUGUUCAACAACAUUUACCAACAUCACCGAAUACUAUGAUGACUCCUCCAACAAAUUUACCAAUUAAAAAAGAAAAAUGUGUAUCAGAUAUCAUGCAUGAAGCAUUUCAACUUUUAUCUUAUUGGCCAUUGGAUCAUUAUCAUGGUUUAUUAGCAUCAGAGACUGAACAACAAAUUUCUCAUUCUCGUUUCAAUAUGGAUGAACAUCUUAUGUUCUAA
Molecule: messenger RNA, 1245 nt
Organism: Adineta steineri
Lineage: Eukaryota; Metazoa; Rotifera; Eurotatoria; Adinetida; Adinetidae
Source: the annotation of a GenBank genome assembly